GAUUGUGCGCUUGCAUUCACCACUGCACGCGGCUGCUCGUUUGUGCUCGACUGCUAACUACUUGGAGCGUCGACCCGCGCCCGGCGCCAAACCACUUGCUCUCGACCCAGCUACCGCACUCUUGCUUCUCCCUCCCACGCACUCGCCUUCCGCGGUUCGCAUCUGCACCGCUCGCUCGCUCGCUCGCCCGCCAAACACCGCCGCCACGGCUGGCUCCUGCUGCUAGCCUGAGACACUGCGCUGCUCUCGGUACGUACACUGCACUCUCUGCCUUGCCUUGCCUUGCCUUGCUCCCACCACAAGCGGUCAGCGGACUGUUCGUCGCUAUCCGGCUCGUGACCAUCCACCACCUUCACUCGCUUGCACAUCAGCCCUCGAGCAGCCCUCUUCACGCCCGCACGAGCACGUCUUGCUUAGAGACUCUGCUUGCUUGCUUGCACCGCACGACGACGUUUGGAAAAAGGCGUGCUCGCGAGGCUGCCUUCUGCAGAUCUGCUCCCGCCGCCCGAUUGACGUCCUGUCUGCCUCCUCAGCCAGGCUCGCCCCGCAAAGUCCCACCUCCACUUCGACCGCUCCCCGCUCGCUCUCGGUAGAAAUACUGAGCAGCGCCGACCGUCGACCCUCGCAAAACCUUGCAAACCCCUCUUCGGAGGUCAUAAAUCAACAUGACGACAAUGGAUCUCCGCGUGGGGAACAAAUACAGAAUCGGUCGCAAGAUCGGUAGCGGCUCGUUCGGUGACAUCUACCUGGGCACCAAUAUCAUUUCCGGCGAAGAGAUUGCCAUCAAGCUCGAGUCGGUCAAGGCGAAGCACCCACAGUUGGAAUACGAAGCUCGCGUGUACAAGUCGUUGGCGGGUGGUGUUGGUAUUCCGUUUGUGAGAUGGUUCGGCACGGAAUGCGACUACAACGCCAUGGUCCUCGAUCUCCUCGGACCUUCUCUCGAGGAUCUCUUCAACUUCUGCAACCGCAAGUUCUCCCUCAAGACCGUCCUCCUCCUCGCCGAUCAGCUCAUCUCCCGCAUCGAGUACAUCCACGCAAAGAGCUUCAUCCACCGCGAUAUCAAGCCCGACAACUUCCUCAUGGGCAUCGGCAAGCGCGGCAACCAGGUCAACGUGAUCGAUUUUGGUCUGGCCAAGAAGUACCGUGACCCCAAGACGCACUUCCACAUCCCAUACAGAGAGAACAAGAACCUGACUGGUACCGCUCGUUAUGCCUCGAUCAACACCCACCUGGGUGUCGAGCAAUCUCGUCGCGAUGACAUGGAAUCUCUCGGCUACGUCAUGCUGUACUUCUGCCGCGGAUCGCUCCCAUGGCAAGGCCUGAAGGCGGCAACCAAGAAGCAGAAGUACGACCGCAUUAUGGAAAAGAAGAUGACCACUCCGACUGAGGUCCUGUGCCGUGGCUUCCCCAACGAGUUCGCCAUCUACCUCAACUACACCCGCAGCCUGCGUUUCGACGACAAGCCCGACUACUCCUACCUCCGCAAGAUCUUCCGCGAUCUUUUUGUCCGCGAAGGCUUCCAGUACGACUAUGUGUUCGACUGGACUGUGUACAAGUACCAGAAGAACGCUCAGGCUAUCGCUCAGGCCCAGGGCAACCAGAACGCGGCCGACGAAGCUGAGGAGAAGCCGGGCCGUAGGACUGGAGCUGCCACUCGUGGUACUACCGGCCAGCUCUCCAAGGACCGCACUGGUGCUGUUCCGCAGAGAGAGGGUUCCGGAAUGCAACUUCGCAGUGCAAACAAGCGUGGCGCUGCUGAUCAGCCCUACACUGGUUACUGAAUGACGGACAGGCUCUCGGCGGGGCUGCCACUCACUCUCAUCUCACGGACAUCGUAGCAGGCAUUGAGCAAGCAACGUUUGUCUAUGCUUUGGAUCUGGACCACGGACUGGACCUGGCAACACUUUCUUAUCGGUAUCUGGCACUAGUACACGGCUGUUUGAUCGUUUCGCUUCUCGCAUGGCUCAGCACAAGACAGGACGAUGCUUUGCGCAAUCGAUCGUGUUUUGAAACAUGCAGCCUUGGAGAAGCGAAGACGAAUGACUUGCAAUAUUUCAACUUGCAGCAACACACAGUCUUCUGGCAGUGUCACUCGGCAGGGUUUUUGGCGAUCCUCUUCAACAUGAAGCGACCAAGCUGGACUCUCCUGCAGGCGUGGAGCCACCGAUAAUCACCCUUUUCCUAUCUUACGAAUCGACCCGACUUCCCAUUUGGACGAUAAAAAACGACAAAAAUAAACUUAUUACACGAUUUCCUUUGGCGUUUCUUUCUGGACUCUUUGGACUUCACCUGCUCCGUAUGUCUUCCUAUAGUUUUUUGGUUUUCCGCGCGACGAGCGGAGGAGAUAAUGGCUUCGAGAUUGUAAAGGGUACGCGAGGGGAGGUUUUUGUGCGUACGAACAUUAGGGGACGAGGGGUUCUCUUUUCUAUGCGAAGCGUCGCCAGGAGGGCAGCGCGUUGGGCUUUUCACGGGCCCGGCGGAGCAUGUUGCAAGGAGAGGCGUGUGAGCAUGGAAUAGGGGAGUGCUGCGGCGAGAGUUGGUUUCCCUGAUUUUGGCUGAGCACGGUGUUUGUUCUUGAUUUUGUGCUGCGUUCUGCGUGCUGGAUAGUGUGGUAAUACAAUUGUGUUGCCGCCAUUCUCG
Molecule: messenger RNA, 2640 nt
Organism: Cercospora beticola
Lineage: Eukaryota; Fungi; Ascomycota; Dothideomycetes; Mycosphaerellales; Mycosphaerellaceae
Product: casein kinase 1 family protein
Biological process (GO): signal transduction; peptidyl-serine phosphorylation; endocytosis
Cellular component (GO): cytoplasm; nucleus
Molecular function (GO): ATP binding; protein serine/threonine kinase activity
Source: RefSeq, a predicted model, not a curated record